CUGGUGCAACACCGGGAUGAGAAGCAGUUCCUCCCUAUGAGAGAGAAAGAGACAGAAUGAGAUAAAGACAGUGUUUUUGAAUGGGAGAGACGCUGCUGAUGUCACUGCUGUAAUCGCUGUGUGUGUGUGUGUGUGUGUGCACGAGUGUGUGUUUGUAUGUGAAUGCGCUGAAGUUGGACAUCAGCUGAAGUGCAUGCUGCAUGAGGUGAAACCGUCCUGACUCAGUCUGGAGUGAAAAACACCAGGGAUAUGCAGAAUUUGGAUCUUUACAGCCGACUGGACUCUCAGAGGAACGAUGAGGAGGCCGUGGUGGACAGAGGAGGCACUCGCUCCAUGCUUAAAGCUGGACUGGAGAAGGAGGAGCUAGAGGGUCACAGGACUCUGUAUAUUGGGGUUCAUGUUCCUCUGGGCAGAAGAACCCGUCGCCGUCAUCGCCAUCACGGACACCGACACAGAAAGAGGAGCAGGGAGAGAGACUCGGGCGUCGAAGACGGACACGAAUCUCCUUCAUACAAUACUCCCUCCCAGAGGGUUCAGUUUCUGCUCGGCACUGAGGAUGAGGAUGAAGAGCACAUACCACAUGACCUCUUCACCGAGCUGGAUGAGAUCUGCCUGCGUGACGGAGAGGAUGCUGAGUGGAGAGAGACCGCCAGGUGGCUGAAGUUUGAAGAGGACGUGGAGGACGGAGGUGAGCGCUGGAGUAAACCGUACGUUGCGACGCUCUCUCUACACAGUCUCUUUGAGCUGCGGAGCUGCAUCAUCAACGGCACCGUCAUGCUGGACAUGAGAGCCAGCUCUCUGGAGGAGAUCGCAGAAAUGGUGCUGGACCAGCAGGAAGUGGCUGGGCAUCUUGAAGAGGAUGUCAGGAAGAGGGUCAAAGAAGCUCUUCUGAAGCAGCACCAUCAUCAGAACCAGAAGAAACUGGCCAAUCGGAUUCCCAUCGUCCGCUCUUUCGCCGACAUCGGCAAGAGACAGUCUGAGACAAACUGCAUGGACAAGAACGGUCAGAUGAUUCCACCGCAGUCUCAAACGCUGACCACAGAGGGCAAGAAUGGCGUGAGCCGCGAAAACAGUGCUGUGGACUUCAGCAAGAUAGACCUGCACUUCAUGAAGAAGAUUCCUCCGGGUGCAGAGGCCUCUAAUGUUUUGGUUGGAGAGCUGGAGUUUCUGGACAGGCCUGUCGUGGCAUUUGUCCGCCUAUCUCCUGCUGUACUUCUGAACGGCCUGGCAGAGGUGCCCAUCACCACCAGGUUCCUGUUCAUCCUGCUGGGGCCUCUGGGUAAAGGACCACAAUAUCACGAGAUUGGCAGAUCAAUUGCUACUUUAAUGACAGAUGAGGUUUUCCAUGACGUGGCCUAUAAAGCUAAAGAUCGCAAUGAUCUGAUUGCUGGAAUUGAUGAAUUUCUUGACCAAGUUACAGUCCUGCCACCAGGAGAAUGGGACCCGUCCAUCAGGAUAGAGCCGCCAAAAAACGUCCCGUCCCAGGAGAAGAGAAAGAUCCCUGCAGUGCCUAAUGGAGAGCUGGCAGAGCCGGAGGAACAUGGUGGACAUGGAGGCCCUGAGCUGCAGCGCACCGGGAGGAUUUUUGGUGGAUUGGUUCUGGAUGUGAAGAGGAAGGCUCCUCACUUCCUGUCAGAUUUCACAGAUGCGCUCAGCCUGCAGUGUUUGGCCUCUUUCCUGUUCCUCUACUGUGCCUGCAUGUCCCCUGUUAUCACCUUUGGGGGACUGCUGGGAGAAGCCACAGAGGGACGCAUAAGUGCAAUAGAAUCUCUGUUUGGAGCCUCCAUGACUGGAAUUGCUUACUCACUUUUUGCCGGCCAGCCUCUCACUAUUCUGGGCAGCACUGGACCUGUCCUUGUGUUUGAGAAAAUAUUAUUCAAAUUCUGCAAGGAGUAUGGGCUGUCGUACCUGUCCCUCAGGACGUGUAUCGGGCUGUGGACGGCCUUCCUCUGUCUGCUGCUGGUGGCCACUGAUGCCAGCUCCCUAGUCUGUUACAUCACACGCUUCACGGAGGAGGCCUUCGCCUCUCUCAUCUGCAUCAUCUUCAUCUACGAGGCCUUGGAGAAGCUCAUUCAUCUCGGAGAGACGUAUCCCAUUAACAUGAACAACAAUCUGGAGAAACUCACCACUUACAGAUGUUCCUGUAUUGAGCCUGCAAACCCCAGCAAUGCUACUCUUCAAUACUGGGAGCAGAACAACAUCUCAGCUCCGGAGAUCUUCUGGGAGGCUCUGGAAGUUCAGGACUGCAUUGAGAAAAAAGGAGAAUUCGUGGGGUCGGCUUGUGGGCCUCAUGGUCCGUACGUUCCUGAUGUUCUCUUCUGGUCUACAGUCCUUUUCUUCUCUACUGUGGCCAUGUCAGCGUUCCUCAAAGAAUUCAAGACCAGCCGCUACUUCCCCACCAAGGUCAGAGCCAUCAUCAGUGACUUUGCAGUCUUCAUCACUAUUGCUACCAUGGUUCUGGUGGAUUACGCUUUAGGAGUGCCUUCCCCCAAACUGAAGGUCCCUAAUGUGUUUAAGCCAACUCGUGACGAUCGUGGGUGGUUCAUUAACCCGCUGGGUCCGAACCCGUGGUGGACGUGUGUGAUUACAGUCGUUCCCGCCCUCCUCUGCACCAUCCUCAUCUUUAUGGACCAGCAGAUCACAGCUGUGAUCAUCAACAGGAAGGAGCACAAACUGAAGAAAGGCUGUGGCUAUCAUCUGGACCUGUUCAUGGUGGCCGUGAUGCUGGGUGUCUGUUCUCUGAUGGGGCUUCCGUGGUUCGUGGCAGCGACGGUUCUGUCCAUCAGUCACGUCAACAGUCUGAAGCUGGAGUCCGAGUGUUCGGCGCCUGGAGAACAGCCCAAGUUCCUCGGGAUCAGAGAGCAGCGGGUCACCGGCCUCAUGAUCUUCCUCCUCAUGGGCUGCUCUGUAUUCAUGACCUCAGUGCUGAAGUUUAUUCCAAUGCCGGUGCUGUAUGGAGUUUUUCUUUACAUGGGUGCAUCUUCAUUGAGAGGAAUACAGUUUUUCGAUCGUUUGAGAUUGUUCGGGAUGCCAGCUAAACACCAGCCAGACUUCAUUUACCUGAGGCACGUUCCACUCCGAAAGGUUCAUCUCUUCACCAUCAUCCAGCUCAGCUGCCUGGUUCUCCUCUGGGUCAUCAAGACCUCCAGAGCCGCCAUUGUCUUUCCCAUGAUGGUGUUGGCGCUGGUUUUCAUUAGAAAGCUGCUGGAUUUUAUCUUUACAAAGCGGGAGCUCAGCUGGCUCGAUGACCUCAUGCCCGAGAGCAAGAAGAAGAAGCUGGAGGACGCUGAGCGAGAGGAGGAGCAAAGUAUUUUGGCAGAGGAAGAAGGAAUCGUACAAGUGCCAUUGGAGGGACAUUACAAAGAUGAUCCUUCUACUAUCAACAUCACUGACGAAAUGUCUAAAGGCUCCUUUGGAAGCACUUGGAACUCCAAAACUGAUCUAAACACAAAAAGUCCCCUUUCCUAAGCUCGCAGAUGCUGAUCCCCAAAGCCUGUCUAAUAAGAAAGUGCACACGGAGCAUUGAUGGAAAGAAGAUUCACUGUGUUCACACACACACACACACACACACACACACACACACACACACACACACACACACACACACACACACACACACACACACACACACACACACACACACACACACACACCUAGCUAUCCAAAUAGAUGUAUUGUUUAAAUUAACAUUAAUUAAUUUAUCUGUAAGUUUUUACAGAUUUAAUUAACUUAUGAAGACUUUUUUGUUGUUGUUGCAGUUUUUAGCUUAAAGUAUUGCUAGUUUACAAGUAAACUCACAGUCUAAUAAACACCUUGGCUUCCUGUCUUGUCUUGCGUUUCUGUAUUUUAAAAUUACAUCACAAUGAUAAGCUUUUUAGCUUCUAGAUGUAAAUCCUGUACAUAUAGUAAUACCAGCAAAGUGGCGAUUGUUGUGUGAGAAAUUAGAAGAAAAUGUGACAGAAAUGGAAAUUAUUUAACAUUUUUAUUUUAAAUGCUCUUUUAAGUAUUUUAUGUUUUUUUUUUUUUUAAAUAGCAUUACUGCACAACUUUCACAUCCCUAAAGGUACAGUUUUAAAUAUGUAGACAAUAUCUACUGUAGGUGAGCAAUUAAUAGCUAUUUUAUCAUUAAAUCUUAUGCAUCACAGUUUUUGUAUUCAUAUUUUGGGCUGGCAAAGAAACCUUCUGUUCAUAUAAAGUUACAGCUCUUUGAUGAUACUCGGUAUAUUCACUACUAGAUUUACCAUUGCCAUAUUUUGUCCUUAAGCAAGACACUUUACUCCAGGUUGCUUGAGGGUCAGUAUUAAUAUAGACAGUGAGUUUACUUUUAAACUUUACGCUUAAAAAGCAUAAAACAUAGGCUCCUGUAGAUUUUUGUUAUACCUGCAAUAUCAGAAAAUUGUUGUAUUUUGCUUAAGACCUUUGCAUUAAUGCAGUGUUAAUCAUAGAAAAUUAAUUUUAGCUAUUAAUAUACAUUUGUUUUUGUUGUUUUUUUUGCACAAAAAUGUAGAAUGCUGCUUCUGUAAAUAUUAU
This is a messenger RNA of Carassius carassius (crucian carp), 4530 nucleotides long. RefSeq names its product solute carrier family 4 member 10b (gene slc4a10b). Gene Ontology annotation, biological process: transmembrane transport; regulation of intracellular pH; monoatomic anion transport. The transcript has 26 exons. Gene Ontology annotation, molecular function: solute:inorganic anion antiporter activity; monoatomic anion transmembrane transporter activity; sodium:bicarbonate symporter activity. Gene Ontology annotation, cellular component: plasma membrane; basolateral plasma membrane. The record is from RefSeq and is a predicted model, not a curated record. Bases 250 to 3468 code for a protein of 1072 amino acids. Lineage: Eukaryota; Metazoa; Chordata; Actinopteri; Cypriniformes; Cyprinidae.